This is a messenger RNA of Lindgomyces ingoldianus, 772 nucleotides long. Its product is annotated as Isochorismatase hydrolase. The coding region runs from base 28 to 630 and encodes 200 amino acids. The record is from RefSeq and is a predicted model, not a curated record. NCBI's taxonomy places the organism in Eukaryota, Fungi, Ascomycota, Dothideomycetes, Pleosporales, Lindgomycetaceae. The transcript has 2 exons.
CCCCCGAAACCCCCCAGCCUUCCCAUCAUGCCCCCACCCUCCUUCCGGGCCCUCCUCGGCAUUCCCGCCUCAAGCGCAUCUCCAUCCGAUCCCUCCACCGCGCUCAUCAUCAUCGACGCGCAAAACGAAUACGCGCACGGGAAGCUCAAAGUCACAAAUGCAGAGGCGAGUGGGAAAGUGAUUGCAUCGCUAUUAGAGAAGUUUCGGAAGGGGCGCGGGAAGAUUGUGCAUGUUUUGCAUAAGACACCGAAUGGGGCGCCGAUUUUUACGCCCGGGACGCAGUUGGCGGAGGAGUUUGGGGGACUGAGGAAGGCGGACGGCGAAGAUCUCAUCUGGAAACAACACCCCGGUUCCUUCGCAGACACACCCCUAGACACCAUCCUCAAAUCCUCCGAUAUCAAAAAAGUUGUGCUAGUAGGCUACAUGGCGCACGUCUGCAUCUCUACCACCGCAAGGGAGGCAGUGCAAAGAGGUUACGAUGUUGUACUUGUCGAGGACGCCAUUGGGGAUCGUGACAUUCCGGCUCUGGGGGGAGAGGAAACUGUGUUAGGGGAGGAGGUGACGAGGGUGGUUUUGGCGGAGUUGGCAGAUGUUUUUGGGACGGUUGUGCAGAGUAGGGAUGUUGUGUGAAUGAGUGGAGUGGGAUGGGGCGUUGCAGCCCAGUAUAUAUUCAAAGGAUUUCAAAGAUGGAAAAUAUUCUCGAUCUCUCCCCAUCUUGUGUAUUUAAAACCCUGCACCUAUGCCAAACUAAUGCUUAAAAACAACGUUCUCG